Molecule: messenger RNA, 662 nt
Organism: Arachis duranensis
Lineage: Eukaryota; Viridiplantae; Streptophyta; Magnoliopsida; Fabales; Fabaceae
Product: early nodulin-75
Exons: 1
Coding region: 39-509 (156 amino acids)
Source: RefSeq, a predicted model, not a curated record
CCCACUCCCCCUCUCUGCUUUCAGCAUCCAAAACAAACAUGGCUCUCAAAAACACACUUGCAGUGUUGCUACUUGCAUUGCUCUUUGCAGCAGUCUCCAUUGCUGAUGAAUACCCUAAACCUAUUCACAAGCCUCCGUUCCAAAAGCCACCCUAUGAGAAGCCUCCAUACCAUAAGCCACCAUUCGAGAAACCACCACACGAGAAGCCACCCUUUGAGAAGCCACCACAUGAGAAGCCACCAUAUGAAAAACCACCACACGAGAAGCCACCCUAUGGAAAGCCACCCCAUCAGGAGGAGCAAGUAGAGAAGGUUGAGGUUAAUGGCUACUACAAGCCACCACAACACCAUGAGCCUCGUCCUUACAAGCCACCGUAUGGAGGUGGUGGACACGGCGGUCACCACCCUCCGGCUGAGAAUGAGGAGACUGACGGUUACUACAAACCACAUCCACACCCAUACAAGCCACACCCACCUCAUCACGGCCACUGGCCUCCAACUGCCAACUAAAUGCAUGUAUCAUGUAUGCUUGUUAGUAUGGUGAUGGUUACGGUGAUUUCAAAUGUUAAAUAAAAUGCGGCUUAGGAUAGUAGUUGCCGCUACUCUUUGCUGCUUAUACUCAUGUAAUCAUCGUUUUCUUCUAAUACUUUACUUCCAUCUCUA